Molecule: messenger RNA, 10825 nt
Organism: Chlamydomonas reinhardtii
Lineage: Eukaryota; Viridiplantae; Chlorophyta; Chlorophyceae; Chlamydomonadales; Chlamydomonadaceae
Exons: 32
Coding region: 203-10147 (3314 amino acids)
Biological process (GO): protein deubiquitination
Cellular component (GO): nucleus; cytosol
Molecular function (GO): protein binding; cysteine-type deubiquitinase activity; cysteine-type endopeptidase activity
Source: RefSeq, a predicted model, not a curated record
GCGGACCCCGGACCCCGAGGUUGCUCUUGCCACGCUAAUAACCAGCAAAAGACGGGCUUUAGGUACCGUCAGAAGGCUCAGCGUGGCUUAUACUGCUGGUUCUCGCCGUGCAAUGACUAUGCAAGUUUAGGACAAGCUGUUUGAGCGUGUGCCUUGGCGUUGAGACGGCCAGCAGGGCCCAGGCGAUCCCUCGUUGCAAACCAUGGCACCGAAGGACCAGGACGACGCGUGGGACGGCUCCGAUGACGAGGAGGAAAGCGAGGAGUAUGAGCUGCUGGCUGACCAGUCGCAGAGCGUCUUCCCGCUGCGGAUUAAUCGGGUGCUGACUGCUCAUUUGGUAGCGAACACGCUUCCUGCUGUGGAGUUAUCGGCCGGGAUCGAGGCGUUGGCGAAAUGCUUCUACGAUCCGAAUGUGGAGUGGGCUGUUCUGGGGCAGAGUCCUCCGGGAUGGACUCUGGUUAAGGAGUUCGUGAACGUGAUACUGAGCGGGGUGGUAGAAAAGUUCUACCGCGUGGACAUUUUCCUGCGGGCCAACUCGGAGGUGCCGGAGCACCUUUUCGCGUGCCUGUUCAACGCCAUGUACGCGAUGGCUGGCUUCACCAAUGUGGUCGCUCAGUAUGGGGAGGUGUUUGAGGACACGCACGACGGCGAGCUGGUGUCGCUCGUGUCAGCCGUCUACAGCCUGCUCGACGCCCGCGCAGCCAUCUACAAGCAGGAGUACGCCACGGUGCUGCCCGACCUCGCCCCUCUUAUAAAGUCCGCGAUAGAGUAUGUCAAAGCCAUAGCCCCAAUGGAGCUCAGUGACGGGGAGUCGGACGACGAGGAGGAGCAGUACAUCCACCUGCGCAAUGCGCACAACGGCCAAGUGUGGCACUCCUACCUUGUGCAGCUACUGGUGGGGCUGGGAUUCAUCGAAAACGUGGUCAAGAUUGUCAGCCAGCCCAAGCUCCACAGCCUGCACACCUGUCUGCGGCUGCUGGACCUCAUGUGGCUGGUGGUGCAGCUGCGGCGCAACAUCUGCCAUUGCCCCAUCAAGGAGGAGCAGAAGGCCACCAUCCACCGGGGCGUUUCGGAGCUGCUCAAGUUCGUGGCGGAGGAGACGCUGUGCGACGCCAAGGCGUUUGAGAAGGCCUACGGCGGCCGCGACCGCUCCUGCCUGGUGCUGACGGGCGUGCUGCGCACCUGCAGCGACAUGGCGGAGAGCCUGGGCCUGCCCAACGCGCAGGUUGCGCUGGUGCAGCGGCUGCUGAUCAGCCAGCUGCUCAAGUCGUCCAACUUCUCGCGCCUGCUGACCGCCGUCACGGAGUGCACGCAGCUGCUGCACUACACGGCGCAGCGCACGGCGGAGGCGGCCAAGGAGGCAGCCCGGGUGGCGGCGGCGGAGGCGGGCAUGGAGGUGGAGGGCGGCGGGCAGGGCGGCGUGGCGGUGGAGGGCGUGGAGCUGCCACCCGAUGUGGUGGGGCUGCAGGAGGUGGUGGCCUGGAUGGACGGCGAGGACAUUGUCAGGCAGAUGCUGCGAGUCAACCUGCACCAGUCCCAAUACGCCGAGGCGGUCAAGGCGCUGCUGCAGCUGCUGGCCAAACACAACUGCCUCAGCGAUGCGCACCUAGACAUGCUGUGGGGCGUCACGGAGCAGGAGGAGACGUUUGAUGCGGUGAAGACCAACGUGUGCGGCAUGGUGAAGGACCUGGCGGGGCUGCUGCGGCCCGACCAGUUGGAGCUGCUGCUUAACAAGUUCCAGUUCCAGGGCCGCAAGCGCGCAAGCAGCGCCAGCGGCCAGGCAGGCGGCGCGGCGGGGGCGGGCGGCGGUGGCGGCGGCCGCGCCAUGACCACCUCCGACACGCUGCGGCUGCUGGACGUGCUCAAGCUGCUGGCGGCGUCAGACACCAAGCGGGCUAGCAGCAUGGCCGGCAAGCUAACGGAGCUGGUGUGGGAGCUCACCACGCCCGCCGACGCGCCGCCGGAGCUGCUGGCCAGCGGCGUGAUGCAGGAGGUGCUGCAGUGCUACCGCCAGCACGCACUGCUGACCGAGUAUAUCAGCCGCUGCAUCGGCCAGCUGCGCAGCCGCACCAAUGUCUACACCGCGCUCACGGUGCUGGGUAACCUGCUGCGGCUGUGGGGCAAGCUGUACGGCUGGGAGGCGCAGCGGUCACGGCAGGGCGCCCGGCAGCCGGGGCCGCGCCCGUUGCCCGAGCUGCUCGGCAGCCUCGACCGCGAGCCGCCGGCGCCGCCGCCCGGCGCGCCGCCGCCCGCGCCGCCGUUGUCGCGGCUGCUGGUGGAGAACCUGGUUGACUUCAUGGCGGGCGCGGCGAGGUGGCUGGAGGAGCGGCGGGCGGAGGCCAGCACGCCGGCGACGGCGGCGGCGGUGGGAGCGGGGCCGGGGCCAUCUGGGUCGGCGGGGGUCGCACCGCCCGGCGGGGGCUCCGGGGGCUCCGGCGCGCCGCAGCUGGUGCCGCCGGGCCAGGGCUGCUACAGCUACCAGCAGAUUGUGCGGCGCUACGUGGAGACGUUCCGGCUGGUGAGCCGCUGCAAGGACAGCUUCGUGGAGCUGCGGCUGGUGGAGGCGCUGUGGGACGGCGUGGUGCUGCGGCCCAACACGCCCGAGGACAUGCCCACGGGCCUGGACUUCAUCGUGACGUGCGCCGGCACCGAGGAGGAGCAGCCGCAGGAGGAGGGCGAGGAGGAGGCGGAGGGCGCCGGCAUGCCGGGCCCGCUGCUGGACUUUGGUGACCUGGCGGCGCUGCUGCGCGACCGCGUGUGCCGCCUGCCGGUGGACAACCUGGCGCAGCCGGCCUUCGCCUGCUUCAAGGCCUGCCUGCACGGGGCCAAGGCGGGCUUGGAGGAGCACCUGACCACACUGGCCGCACACCCCAACCGGGCCGCCCGGCACGGCGGGCUGGACGAGCAGGCCACCAUCACACUGCUGGAGGAGGUCCGCACGCUGGGCCAGGACUACCUGUGGCAGAUCGUGCUGGACUGCCAGCGCGCCGAGGUCACCUCGGCCGCCUUCGACAUGCUCAUCGUGCAGGUGUACGGCCGCGACCGGCUGCAUGACAUGGUGCGCGACACGCGGCGGCGGCUGAUGGACGCGGCGGCACGGCUCACGGGCGCGCCCGCCGGCACCUGCGCCUGGGAGGGCGUGGAGCUGCCGGGCGGCGGCGAGGGGGCGGCGGAGGCUGGGGCGGGCGCGGGCGCGGGCGCGGGGCCAGACGGUGGCGAUGUGGUGAUGGCGGGCGCGGACGGCGAGCUGGGGUGGGAGACGGCCAAGACACGCGCCACACGGUGUCUGCAGCUGCUGGAGAAGCUGGCGUCCAAGGCCGAGGACACGAUGCCUCCGGUGCCGGCGCACAGCUGUUCCUGGCAGGGCCCGCCGCUGAACCUGGACCUCAACAUCCCCGAGCACGGCCGCAUCCGGCUGGGCGUGUCUCAGAAUGAGUACGUGGGGCUGCUGCGGCGCAAGGUGGCGGCGCGCAUUGGCGUGGAGCCCGCCUACGUGCGCCUCAUCGUCUCGGGCCAGGAGCUGCGCCCCGACAGCCGCGAGGUGUUCGCGGCGCUGCCCGCCUCCUGGAGCGCGCGGCAGCCGCUGCUGGUGCAGGUCAGCCAGCGGCCCAACAAGUUCUCGCGCUUCGGCGAGGAGUGGUGGGCGGAGUGGCACGGCCGCAGCACACUGGCAGUCAUGCACCACGACGAACAGCUGUACCGCGUGCUGCUGCUGCUGGCGGAUCUGCCGCGCGCGCCCGCCGUGCGCGCCGCCGCCGGCCGCCUGCUGCAGCAGCUGCCCACGUGCGGCUGGGUGCCGGCGGCGCUGCUGGAGGCGCUGCAGGCGGGGCAGGGCCAGGCGGGCGAGCAGGCAGCGGCGGCGCUGCGGCGGUUGCUGCUGGGGCCGGGCGCUGACGGCGGCGAGGGGAGUAGAGGCGGCGGCGUGAAGCGGCCGGGCCUGCUGCUUUACACGCUGCAGGCUCUGUACGCGCUGAUGAACCCCAACUACCCGCCCGACCUGCUGCCGCUGGUCGCCAAGCCCUGGUCGCCCACACCGCCGCCGCAACAGCAGCCACAGCCGCAGCAGGCAGCGGCCGCCGAUGGCGCCGAGGACGGAACCCCCGCAGCGCAGCUGCCUCAGCCUCAGGCGCUGCUGCCGCAGCCUCAGCCGCCGCUGCUGCAGGCCUACGUGGCGGGCGGCGCGAUGGGCGACAGGCUGAUGCCGGUGCUGGCGCGCUGCCUGCCGCUGCUGGCAGACGUGGUAGAGCGGGUCAUGGGGCCGGCCGCCGAGACGGCGGCGGCGGCGGUGGAGGCGGCGGCGGCGGGGCGGCCGACCAACCUGCAGCCGGCGGAGGGCGGGAGAGACCUGUCCUUCAUCAAGGACUUCCAGUGGGUGAUGGUGUUCCUGCUGUGCACCAUCCACAACCGGGCGCGGAAGGGCGCGCCGGCAGACGGAGCCGCGGCGGCGGUGGCGGCGGGCGUGGGCUCGCGCGCGCACCCGGCCGACAGCAUGUCGAGCAGCCACGGACCCAACGACGGCGGUGCCGGCGGCGCGCCCAGCACCUCGCUUGCACCUGGCGGCGCCGCCGGCGGCCCUGGCGGCGCUGCUGGCGGCGCUGGCGGCGGCCCGCGGCCGGCGGCCUCGGGCGGCGGCCAGGACUCCGAAGCGGCGACGCAGGAGGCGGAAGGGCUGGGGGCGGGGGCGCACGCCGCCGCCACACCCGAGGUGACCAGCGCGGAUGCAGAGGCCGCAGCCACGGUUGGGCCGGGCGCGGGCCAGGGAGGCGCGGGCGGCAGUGGCGGCGCACUGGGGGGUGCCGGCAGCUCCGGCACGGCGGCGGCGGCGGCGGCGCUGGUGUCCGGGCUGGCUGUGUCGUCGCGCAACUCGCCAGACGUGGCGCCGGCGGGGGCAGGCCGCGUCGGGCGGGGAGCGGCUCCGGUUGCAGCGCCUAUGGCUGACGUGGACAUGGUGGGGCAGGGGCACGAGCAGGAGCGCGGCGACUCGGCGCAGCCGCAGCCGUGCCCCUCGGUCAGCAUGGCGGCGGCGCCGUCGCAGGGGCCGCUGCCCAUGAUGUUCUCACCCGGCGCCGCCGCGUCUGUCAGCAUGGGCCCUGGUGGUGGCGGCGGCGGCGGCGGCGCGGGCGGCACUGGCCCCAACACGGGCACGGGCACGCCAGCCUGCGCGACGCCACACGCGCACGGUGGCAACGGCGGCGUGUUUCACAACGGUGGCAACGGUCACGCAGCAGCCGCAGCGGCGGCACUGCCCGGCGGCGGCAGCGGCGCCAGCGCCAGCGAGGUGGCGGCGGCGCUGGUCGCGCACUACCUCGGCGCGGAGGGGCUACGCUGCCUGGUGGCGCUGCUGGUGCGCCUCUCGCACGACGCCGGCAGGCUGUGGGGCUACGGGCCGCUGCUGCGCGCCGCGCAGCAGCAGCAGCAGGAGGCCGCGGCAGCGGGCGAUGGCGGCGGCGCGAGUGCGUCGCCAGCGGGCGCGGCGGCAGCGGCGGCGGUGGCUGGGGGCAGCUGCGGCUGGGCGGUGCUUGUGUCUGCCUCGGACGUGGCUACGAAGCUGGCGGGCAAGGCGCUGCAGGCCCUGGGGCGGCUGAUCAACAAGGACGAGCUGCGGGAGGUGUUCAUGGACGACCCCUCUGCGGUGCCCAUGAUCCGCGAGACGCUGUGCUGCGGCUUCAGCGCUUCCAUCCGCGAGUCCGCACUGGCCCAGCUGGAGGCUGUGUUCGCCUCGCCGCUCGGAAGCAGCGGCGGCGGAGCAGCAGCAGCAGCCGGCGCCGGCGGCGCCGGCGGAGCCGCAGCGGCCGCCGCCGGUGGGGUCCUGGGUUUGGGCGGCGGCGUCGGCGGCGUGGGGCUUCUGCCGCCGGGGCACUACAUGUGGGUGCUGCGGGCGCUGGUGGGGCUGCGGCCGGACAUGGAGGCGCGGCUGGAGUCGUGCCUGGAGUUCCACUGCCUGCUCUGCAAGGUGCUGCACCAGCUGCCAGCGCUGGCCUCCGCCGGCGCCGACGCGCGGCUGCUGGCUGACGGGCUGCUGGCGGAGGAGGUGGCGGCGCUGGACGCAGACGCAACAGAGCUGCUGGCGCCCAGGCGGGGGCUGCUGCUGCGGGGCAAGCUGAUGCUGGUGCAGGAGCUGGUGCGGGUGUUGGACCGGCUGGGGCUGGGGCUGGGAGCCAACGGCCGGCCCGGACUCAUCUCGCUGCUGCUCAACCGCUACCUGUUUCCGGAGGCGGUGCCGCUGUGGCAGCCGGACGCCGGGCACGAGGCCAUGGAGGCGGCGCUGGCGCACGUGGCGGCGGACGGCGGCGUGCGGCGGCAGGCGCUGGCGCUGGUGGGCUGCCUCAUGACCGGCUGCGCCGCCAACCUGGAGGCGGGGCUGCGCGACCUCACGGCGCUGCACUACGACAACGGCCUGCGCAUCACCGACCGCAAGUUUGACAUUGCCGGCGACGGCGUUCGCAGCCUGGGCCCCGGCAGCUACGUGGGGCUGCGCAACGGCGGCGCCACCUGCUACAUGAACGCCGUGCUGCAGCAGCUGUUCAUGCAGCCGCGCAUCCGGGCGCGGGUGCUGGGCGCGGCGGCGGUGGACCCGGAGGAGCUGCAGGACAGCGUCUUCCACCAGCUGCAGGUCAUCUUUGCGCACCUGGGCCUGGGUCGCGCCACCUGCUUCCACCCGCGCGGCUUCUGGAACAGCUUCAAGGACUACGACGGCCAGCCCAUCGACGUGCGCGAGCACCAGGACGCAUACGAGUUCUUCACACGGCUGCAGGACACGGUGGACAGCCACCUGCGCUCCACGGGCCAGCCGGCGGCCAUGCAGGAGGUCAUGGGCGGCAAGUUCGCGGCGCAGAUCAUCUGCAAGGACGUGCCCUACCGCUCCGAGCGCGAGGAGGAGUUCUACCAGAUCAGCGUGGACGUCAAGGGCUUCAACAACCUGGAGAAGAGCCUGGAGGGCUACGUGGCCGGCGAGUUGAUGGAGGGCGACAACAGCUACUUCUGUGAGGAGCUGGGCGCGCGCGUGGCGGCGGUGCGGCGCACCGUGAUCAAGGAGCUGCCGUGCACCCUGGUCAUACACCUCAAGCGCUUCGAGUACGACCACUACAACAUGACCCGCUACAAGCUGCGCGACCGCUUCGAGUUCCCCCAGGUGCUGGACAUGUUCAAGUACACCGCAGACGGCCUGGCAGCGCUGGAGGGCAACGGCGGCGCCGCCACCAGCGAGGACGGCACCGGCGGCGGCGGCGGCGGCGGCGGCUCCAAGCGGCAGUGCUACCUGUACGACCUCAAGGGCAUCGUGGUGCACAGCGGCACCGCCUUCGCCGGCCACUACUACUCCUUCAUCAAGGAGCGCAUGAGGCCCGGGCCGGACGGACAGCUGGUGGACGGCGAGUGGUUCCGCUUCGACGACCGAGUGGUGAGCCCCUGGUCCGUCGCCGACCUAGAGGCGGACUGCUUCGGCGGCAGGCCCAGCGGCAGCACCGGCGGCGGCGGCCGCGCCGACGCGGAGCGCCCCUACUCGGCCUACAUGCUCUUCUACGAACGCCGCGACUCGCCGUCCGUGGACCUGCCCGCAGACGCCAUGCGCUCCGUGCCGCGCGACGUCGCCGCCGCGCAGCAGCGCGAGCAGCAGCAGCGACAACAGGAGGCGGCGGUGGCAGCCGCCGCCGCCGCCGCGGCCACGGCGGAGCUGGAGGCGAAGCCGGCGGCAGCGGAUGCCAUGGACAUGGACACGCCGCCGCCGCGGCAGGCCGCGGCAGCGGCGGCUCCGCCGCCGCUUGCAGCGGCCUCGCUGACGCCGUAUGGGCUGCCUGUGCUGCUGUACCAGGGCGUGCUGCGUGAGAACCUGGCGCUGAUGCACAAGCUGCACGUGCUGUGCCCCGAGUACUGCGCCUUCGUGCGCGGCGUGGUGGAGAGCGUCGCCUGCGAGGCCUCCUCCGGCCUGGCCGGCGGCGGCCUGGCGGCGGCGGGCGGCGGCAGCCGCACCAAGACCCGCCGCCGCGAGCACCUGCUGGCCGCAGCCACCGCCGCCGGCAGCGGCAGUGGCAGCGGGCACGCCACCAUGUCGCCGGCGGGCACGCCGCCCAGCGGCGGCGCCGGCGGCGCCGCCUCCGCCGCCACCAACAGCGCCGCCGCCGGCGGCGCCGCCGGCGCGGAGUCGGCGUCGUCGGCUCCGUCGCAGCGCAGCGAGGACGCGGACGAGGCGGUGCUGCUGGCGGCGCGGCUGGCGGCGGGCUUCCUGGUGAACAUCUACCUGCCGGCGCCCGUGCCGCUGCGCACCGAGCUGCCGCUGUGGCGCGACCUGGCGCGUGCGCUGCUGUCGUCCUCGCCGCGCGCCGCGGUGGAGCUGCUGCGCGGCAUCGCCGUCAGCCCCGCCGCGCAACACUUCUACUUCGUGCGCUAUGGCGCCGAUGGCGCCUGGCUGACCGACCUGCUGACGCACGCGGUGACGUGCGCGACGCGCGCCGGCUCCGCCGCCGCGGCCGCGGCGGCGGCGGGCGGCAGCCCGGCGGUGGAGGACGCGGCGGCGGCGCUGUCGGGCCAGCUGCAGGUGGUGGCAAUGGAGCUGGCGGCGCGGCUGGCGGAGCUGACUUUUGCGCCGCUGCGCGACACCACCCGCAAUGAUCCGCAGUACGUGCCCACCUGCCGCCUGCUGGCGGCGCUGGCGGCCAGCGACCUGCAGGUGGCGUCGUGGCUGAUCCAGAACCACCUGCAGCAAUGCUUCACGCUGGUGGGCCACUUGCUGGCGGAGGCCGCCGGCAGCGAGGCCGACCUGCUGCCGGAGCUGUCCGCCGCGCUGGAGCUGCUGCACGCGCUCAUGCGCCACAUCGGCUUCACCGUGCAGGUCAAGCCGCCGCACCCCGGCGCCGAGGUCGUGCCGCCGCUGCUCAUUCGCCUGCCCGUGGACGGCUCCACGCCGUACGCGCGGCAGCUGUACACGCUGCAGUCCACGCAGGUCGAGGACUUCGUGGUGGGCGGCGGCACAGCCGCCGCCGCGGCGGCCGCCGCCGCCGAAGGCGGCGGCGGCAGCGCCGGCGGCGCAGCCGGCGGCGGCGGCGGCGCCGUCUCUGCCUCUGGCUUCACGGUGCUUGACGCCGUGCUGCUGGGUAGCGGGCUGCUGCAGGUGCCGCACGCGCUGGAGCUGCUGCGCUACCUGCUGGCGACGGGCGAGGCGCUCACCUGCCGCUUCCUCAACGCCGUGAACGAGCGGCUGGCGGCGCCCGACGGCAACGUGAUGCUGCUGGAGCUGGUGGAGGGGCUGGGCGGCGCGGUGGACGUGGCGGACGGGCUGCAGCUGCAACGCGUGUAUGCGCUGCUGUUCGGCACGGCGGCCGUGCUGCCGGCCUCGCUGGUGGCGAUGGCGGAGGCGGCGGUGGCCAAGGCCACCGUCCUGAACUGGCAGUGUAUGGCGCUGGCGGGCGCGCUGGCGAGCGUGUUGUCGCGGGACGUGGCGCGCACCGUGGUGCGCAAGUGGCCACAGCCGGCGCUGUACAGCCGUCUGGAGGUGGUGAUGGGCGCGCUCAUGCGGAUGUUGGAGAGCUACGCCGGGCACGAGGAGGAGCGCCUGGCGGGACAGGCCGCCUCCGGCGUGCCGCUGACGGCGCGCGAGGCGGCGAACGCCGCCGGCACGGCGGCGCUGAUUGAGCGCAUCAAGCGGCUGCUGGCGGCGAUGCGGGUCGCGUGGGAGGGCGUGCGCCCGCUGCUGCAGCAGGCCAAGGAGUGGGCGGAGGCGAGGCGGCUGCAGCAGCAGCAACAGCAGCUGCUGCUACAGCAGGAGCAGCAGCGGCAUCACCAGCAGCAGCAGCAGGAGCAGCUGAGGCACCAGCAGCAGCAGCGGCGGCACGCUGCGGUGACCGAGCUGGAGGACGGCGGUGCCGACAGCGGUGGCUCGGAGGAGCAGGCGGCGGACCCGGGACCGCGGCAGGACCAGGACCAGGACCAGGAGGGCGAGGGGGUGCCAGAGGGUGAUGUGGAGGUGGAGGACGCGGAGGCGGAGGCGGCGGUGGGCGUGGAGCCGCCGCAGCAGCAGCGGGGCGGUGCCGGUGCCAUGGAGCGCGUGUAUGGGCCCAACAUUGAUGCGGCCGCUCUGGAGGGUGAGGAGGAAGAGGGGGAGCCGGACGCGGUGGACGUGGAUGUGGAGGGCGGCGCGGAGGCCGCUCCUUAGCCAGGUGGCUUAGACCGUUAGCAGGGCUUCCAUACCGGUAGGGGUGAUGGCAGCUGGGAGCGUGCGGUGUUCCGUUAGGUUUCUGCAAGGCAGAGCUCCCUCGGAAGCAAAGCGGGCCGGGAGUGUGGUCUGGGAGUUGCGGCCUGGCAGCUGACCCAGACGCCGCAAUGCGUGGCUCAUCGGCUGUGUGUGCGAUGGAUGUGCGAUGGAUCGUAGUUGUGUUGCGUGCAAGCGUGGCUGUGUGUGGCAUUGUUUUGGCGGUGACGGUGUUCAGCAUUGGAAGUUCAACAAAUUGUUCGCGUGUUGGGACGCGCCGUUGGCGAUAGCCAUGCAUUGCCCGCCGUGGCGUCAUAGGGCAACCCUGCAUGUACAAGCCGCAAGCCGGUCUGCUAGGGUCGUGUAUAUCUGGGGUGUUGAUACAUUGUUGGUUAGUAACGGUAGAGCCCUUGGCCUCCGCAUAGCUUGAGAGGAGCAGACAAGGCAGCUGGCAUUGUGUAGAAGCCUGGUAGCAACAUAGAGUUGGUAGGACAGGGGUUCAGACACACGAAGGCUAGCAGCAAUGAGCAGGAGGAUUGCAACUUUCUCAAUGCCAAUGGUACAGCAUGAGACGAGCAGAUGGCAACAGCGUCGAAGGGCUGCUUUGGCGAGCACACAAAUCGUUUGUAACAAGUUAAGCAA